AUGAUGAACGGCACUGGUAUUAAUGGAAAAGAGAUUAGAGCUAUUUAUCAUGUCCAUGAUCCAAGUUUUCUUCGAAAGCGGGGGAAUCUUGAAGAGUCCAUCGACCACAAAGCACUCUACGACACAUUUCGGAGUUUUGGAUCCAUUCUAAGAUUCAAAUUGGCUACUAAUAAUGACACUGGUCGUUCAAAAGGCUUUGGCUUUGUGCAGUAUGAAAACGAAGAAUCAGCUCUCAAAGCCAUUGGUUAUUUGAACGGAAUGCUUCUUAACGAUGAGAAAAUAUAUGUAGGACCUUUUCUUCAGAGAGAUUCUCCAUACGAUAAGGGGUUCUUCACUGAUAUUUACGUCAAGAAUUUCUCCAAGUCAUUGGCUGAUGAAGAGCUUGAGAAGAUUUUUGGAGAGUUUGGACCGACGACGAACUGUCUGAUCAUAAGGAAAGGUGAAGUUCGUCAAGGAAAGUCUAAAGGCAAUGGUUUUGUUUGUUUUGAAAAUCCAGAGGAUGCUGAGAAAGCUGUUGAGGCUUUAAACGGGAAGAAGUUUGAGGACAAGGAGUGGUUGGUCACGAAAUCGAAAAUGACGUAUAAGAAUGGAUAA
This is a messenger RNA of Brassica oleracea var. oleracea, 594 nucleotides long. RefSeq names its product polyadenylate-binding protein 8-like. Gene Ontology annotation, cellular component: ribonucleoprotein complex; nucleus; cytosol. Lineage: Eukaryota; Viridiplantae; Streptophyta; Magnoliopsida; Brassicales; Brassicaceae. Gene Ontology annotation, molecular function: poly(A) binding; poly(U) RNA binding; mRNA 3'-UTR binding. The transcript is spliced from 2 exons. The coding region runs from base 1 to 594 and encodes 197 amino acids. The record is from RefSeq and is a predicted model, not a curated record.